AUGGCUUGGAAUUCGAACGAUUCGUGUACAAUGUAUAACUUUAAUAGCAUGAGCCCAGUGGUUAAAGGAAGUUCCAAAAAUGGAUCAGUAGUAGCAUUCAAAGUUACGAGUCCUGAAAAUCAAUGUCCAGUUGGGCUCAAUCCACCGACAUUUGAUAAUCAGAAUGCUACGGGGCGCCUUUAUGUGAACAACUACCCUCCAAGUUUUCCAUAUUACGUAAAUUACACAAUGUAUUUCGAUAACGGCAUAUGGAAAAUGUCCUACAUCCAUAAAGGACAAGAGUUGCGAAAAUUGACUAAAUCAAAAGACAUAUAUGCUAGAAUUGAUGGAGUGCGUUACACGACAUGUAGAUCGAAUCCAAAAACUGCUGACUGCAGAUCUCCAAAGGGAUUCAAAUUCACGGGCCGAACGAUUUCAAACUUCAAUAACUACAAAUGGGUUAGUAACUCUUCUGCUAUGGCAACAAAAAACGAUAACUGUCUGGUGAUGGUAUUCAAGGGAACCGGCUCAGUUAAAAUAGAUGUCCGAGGGUGCCCAUAUGAUACAGCUCCACUGAAAACGCAGCUUGUAUUCUGCUCAAGGAGGGCAUGGUCGUUCCCCGAUCUUCACUUCAACUAA
Caenorhabditis briggsae is the source of this 618-nucleotide messenger RNA. RefSeq names its product Protein CBR-CLEC-171 (gene Cbr-clec-171). The transcript has 5 exons. NCBI's taxonomy places the organism in Eukaryota, Metazoa, Nematoda, Chromadorea, Rhabditida, Rhabditidae. The coding region runs from base 1 to 618 and encodes 205 amino acids. The record is from RefSeq and is a predicted model, not a curated record.